UUUGUUUUAUUUUUGUCAACGUUUUUAUGAUAAUUGUAAGGGGCUAAGAUUAUCUGUAAUUUUUAAUCUGAGCCGAGGGAAAAUGAAAUUGGCGACAAAAUUGUUGGGGACUAGUGUGACGACAAAACAUUUUUCUGACAUUUCCUAAUAUUUUUUAGUAUCAUCUACAAGUUUAUUAUGGCUGAAAGUGACAGUUCAUCUACAAGUCUCUCUUCUCUCACACCAUCGGAAGAGGAACAUGUUGCAAAGAGAAAAGAAUCUGAAGACGUGCAAACUUCUGAAAAAGUUGACCAAGAGACGAUUUCUCAUGGUUCUGAUUCGACAGCUGAAGAUGAACGCGUUUUUGAAGUUGAAAGCAUUAAUGGACAUAAAAAAGUUCAUGGAAAGGAUUUAUGGCUGGUACGUUGGUCUGGUUAUGGACCUGAGCAUGAUACUUGGGAGCCGAAUGCUAAUUUAUUGAGUGAACAUGUGAAGAUUAUGUGCAAGGAAUAUUUGGAUAAUAAUAAAAGUGCUAAGAGAAGCCGUAACAGGCGAUCGUCUGGAAAGGUGCCUCAGCGUCGUUCUGUUAUUAAAAAACCAAAGGCUGAAGAAGAAGAGCCUGUGAAAUCAGAACCCAAAGUUGGAGAAUCAUCUGAAAAGUCUGAAAGUGGAGAAGAGGCCGAUGGUACAAAUUCUGAGGGAUGGUUUGGAAUCAAACCUGGGGAGGGAUCUAGAGAACAACAACGUUUAUUUGUCCCAGACAGACGUCUAUCAAAGACGGAAAAGUUAUUAAGUGAAAUCAAUUGUUCACCUGGCGUUCGGGUCCUCCGAAAUCAGCUGAAACCUCAUUCUGGAGAUUUAAGUGAUGGUACUUCAGCAUCAACCUCUCCAAAAAAACGUGGACGCGCUCCUAGAAAAUCUGCAAUUGAAAAAUUACUCGCAACUUCUUCGGAUGUUUUUACUUCAGAAUCUUCUCCAGCAUUGGAUGUGGGACAAAAAACGGGCACUACAGACAAUGAGGAGGACAAAUUCAAAAAAGACGAGAAGAUUGAAAAGGUAUUUAAAAAUUACUAG
This is a messenger RNA of Meloidogyne enterolobii, 1053 nucleotides long. Lineage: Eukaryota; Metazoa; Nematoda; Chromadorea; Rhabditida; Meloidogynidae. The record is from the annotation of a GenBank genome assembly.